This is a messenger RNA of Stylophora pistillata, 1486 nucleotides long. RefSeq names its product neuropeptide FF receptor 1-like. Gene Ontology annotation, biological process: G protein-coupled receptor signaling pathway. The record is from RefSeq and is a predicted model, not a curated record. NCBI's taxonomy places the organism in Eukaryota, Metazoa, Cnidaria, Anthozoa, Scleractinia, Pocilloporidae. Gene Ontology annotation, molecular function: G protein-coupled receptor activity. Gene Ontology annotation, cellular component: plasma membrane.
GAGAGAGUAAUAUGUCUGAUGAAGUAUCCAACUUGGAAUAUCUAGAGUUUCGAGUGGUAAAGGUUUUACUGUACGUUUUAAUCUUCGUUUUAAGUGGUAUCGGCAACAGUUUGGUCGUAGCUGUCAUCUUGAGGGCAAAAGAGAAAAGGACACCAGCAAAUCUGUUGAUUCUGAACUUAGCAUUAUGCGACCUCAUCACACCAGCUCUGAGCAUUCCGUUUGAUUUGGCGCUAGAAGAAACGAACUACAUUUGGCCAUUUGGAAGAGCUUUUUGCAAAGUUCUGUGGCCAUUCCAGACGGCGUUUUCAACUUCCUCCUCACUGACCCUCGCAGUUGUCAGCUUAGAUAGGCUCAGAACUCUCUUGAACCCGUUUGCAAAACGUCUCUCGAUGAAGAGGAUGUUGCUCAUCGUAUCCUCUAUUCAGGCUUUUUCAAUUGGCUUGUGUGUUCCUUAUUUCAUCGCUUUGGAUCUCACUGAUAAAGAAAACUCUUGGGACGAGAGCUGGCCAAGUUUUUGCCACAGACAAGCGUACACAGUUGUGCUGUUUCUGUUCCAGUACGCCUUACCUUUGAUGACAAUGUCUGUAACAUACUCUCUCAUACAUCGCAGUUUGCGGGAAAGUACUGAGAGACUGUUCUCCACAGAUACACAAAGUAAAAACUCCUUCAAAAGACAGUCAUCCACCUUUAGUAAUAAAAGUAUUGAGUUUAAAAGGAAAGAGCAAAACAUUCGCUUGGCAAAGAUGUUCGUUCUUGUUGUGGUUGUCUUCGCCAUCAGCAUGUUCCCGAACCAAGUUCUCUGGCUUUGGGUGGACUUUGGAAAUGGCGCAGACGAAAGAUUUUUUCAUUACAUUUCUGUAGUGUGUCGUCUUUUUACUUACGCUAAUAGUGUGUUAAAUCCGUUCAUUUAUGCCUUGAAAAACAAGGAAUUCAGGUCUGGGUUUGCAAGGAUUGGCCGCACUACCAUAAAGCCCUUGAGAAAGAUUAGCAACGAAACUAGGAAAUGUGUACGCAAAGUCAGUAGGAACGCCAAUUUACAUAGUUCAAACCCAGAUCCUGCGAAAUCUUUUGCACUUCGGGAUUACACAAGUGACAGAGCAAUAGGGCCUGCAUUAUGAAUCAACAAAUAUUUUCCAAUCUACUAAAAAACGUAUCAGAAAGCAUCCAUGUUAUGAAGUGUAAAUUGUAUGAUUUUCUCUAAAUGUAGCAGGACCGAGUCGACCAAUGCUUUUACACAACUAUCCUGUUCGAUAUGCUUGGGAUGGCAAAGGAACUUCCACUCGAAAAUGCUCACAAACACUGUUUUAAUCCUCUAAUUAAAUUUGAAAAUGCAUGCUCUAUCAAUGAUACAAGAAUGAUCUCGGAGACAUUAAAGCCUUCAGCGCUACACGAUGUACUUCGGAAUUUUUCCGAAACGAAUUGUUGACGUGAAUGCCCUUGGGCUUGUCCUUCGGUUUAUUUAUGUUCAUCUGGUGUGCAUUUUAUA